AUGCCAGAUCCUAACCCUAGCUUGAUAUUCACAUUCAUCCCCAGCAGCUCGACCAAUAUCAAAAUCGACACCAAGCCGCUCAAUAUAACGUAUCCCAACUCUACCAUUACAUUGGAAGCCGGUCUUCAUCUUUUGCAAAUUGUUCUGGAUAACAAUGUCACCAUAGCCUCGUUCUUAGAAUGUCUACCUCACAAGAAGUACUCAAUAAACAGAACUCUUAGUGGAGAUUACUAUAUCAAAGUAAUAGAUCCUAAUUCACGACUAAUGACCUUCUCCAUUCCGUUUGAACCAGAUGCGGAAUGGGCGGAAUUGACCUGCUACUUGGAUAUAGACUAUUUGUCGAAUGUCACAGGCAUUGGAACUUCGUCUUAUGGCACUCAAAUUUUCAAGUCAGAUUCAAGUGGUGCAGAACUCGAGCAGAAUCUCAUAUAUCCUCCAGUUUUGACUAAACAAGACUUUCUCAGACAACUUCAAAUCUCCUUCCUUUUGUCAACAGCAUUCAACAGUGAAAAGUCGUAUAACUACUGGUCUGGAUUGUUAGCAGGAGUGCCAGAGCUGCCGUACUUUGAACGCAAUCGAGCGUUCGUGCUAAACUUUCUUGACUUGUUGACAAUUCAAGUCAAAGUCGGAAAUUCAAACCAUAAGCAAAUAUUGCAAAACCUAGUAGCGCCAUUAUCAACAGUUUUUCAACCUCCAGAGUUGAACUACAAAAACACAUGCUGUGGAAUACUUAAGUUGGAUGGUGUAACUGCUGACAAGUGGGUGCAAAUCCGGACGCUAAUCUCAACAGACUAA
Messenger RNA from Scheffersomyces stipitis CBS 6054, 795 nucleotides. RefSeq lists its product as uncharacterized. The transcript has a single exon. The record is from RefSeq and is a predicted model, not a curated record. NCBI's taxonomy places the organism in Eukaryota, Fungi, Ascomycota, Pichiomycetes, Serinales, Debaryomycetaceae. Bases 1 to 795 code for a protein of 264 amino acids.